Molecule: messenger RNA, 5611 nt
Organism: Ostrinia nubilalis (European corn borer)
Lineage: Eukaryota; Metazoa; Arthropoda; Insecta; Lepidoptera; Crambidae
Exons: 13
Coding region: 149-2776 (875 amino acids)
Source: RefSeq, a predicted model, not a curated record
CUUUUGGCCACCACGUUUAUUUUGGACUGUGUAACGAAUUUAUUUUUAUGUUAAUGAAAAAUAAACAUCUUGGCCGUUAACCGCUCGCAUGGUAUAAUUCACGCGUGACGAAAGUAUAGUUUAUUAAAUUUUUUGAUAUAUUGACACAAUGAAUACUGACAUGGAUUCAUCGAAUGCGGAUGAAUAUUACGUGACUGCGCUUCAAAUUUUUGACUACUGCGGUGCAGAAAGCUCGGGGACGUUACGGGUUGACGCUCUGAUGGAUAAGUUUGCCCCAUUCAUCAAAACUAACAAAGCUGAAUACAGCUACUUGAAGUCCUUGUUGGAUCCUGGCCAGAACAACCCUGAAGUGAAUGUGAUAAUCCUGGCAAAAGCUUUGCACAAGUACAGCGAGAGUCAGAAGUGUAAAGUUGAUCUUGAUGAGAGCUUCAAUUUGAGGUGUGGGCAAGCUCCGCAUGAUUCAGACUCAGGGAUAUCAUCUGAUGGCUUCCAACUGCUGGAAGAUUUACAAAGCGAGCUGCGUGAGAAGGCACACUUGGCCCACCAGCUCCGCAACCAGCUGGACUUCACGGACCGCCAGCACGAGGAGGUGCUGGCUACGCUCACAGCCGAGCGGGACUCGCUGCGGGGACAUUUGAACAUGUUACGCGAAGAGAACAUAACUCUGAGCCACGUGCGCCGCGACUAUGAAGAGGCCUGCGACCGCCUGCUGGCCAGCGAGCGGGCGCUGGACGACGCGCGCCGGGAGCUGGAGGGCUCCCGCAGGAGGAGCAAGCUGCUGGCCGAGCAGCGAGCCGCGCUGGAGAGCGAGGAAGCCUGCGACCGCCUGCUGGCCAGCGAGCGGGCGCUGGACGACGCGCGCCGGGAGCUGGAGGGCUCCCGCAGGAGGAGCAAGCUGCUGGCCGAGCAGCGAGCCGCGCUGGAGAGCGAGGUCAGUGCAGGGGACACGAGCGAGCCACGUGCGCCGCGCCUCAGGAAGCCUGCGACCGCCUGCUGGCCAGCGAGCGGGCGCUGGACGACGCGCGCCGGGAGCUGGAGGGCUCCCGCAGGAGGAGCAAGCUGCUGGCCGAGCAGCGAGCCGCGCUGGAGAGCGAGGUCAGUGCAGGGGACACGAGCGAGCCACGUGCGCCGCGACUAUGAGGAAGCCUGCGACCGCCUGCUGGCCAGCGAGCGGGCGCUGGACGACGCGCGCCGGGAGCUGGAGGGCUCCCGCAGGAGGAGCAAGCUGCUGGCCGAGCAGCGAGCCGCGCUGGAGAGCGAGGAAGCCUGCGACCGCCUGCUGGCCAGCGAGCGGGCGCUGGACGACGCGCGCCGGGAGCUGGAGGGCUCCCGCAGGAGGAGCAAGCUGCUGGCCGAGCAGCGAGCCGCGCUGGAGAGCGAGGAAGCCUGCGACCGCCUGCUGGCCAGCGAGCGGGCGCUGGACGACGCGCGCCGGGAGCUGGAGGGCUCCCGCAGGAGGAGCAAGCUGCUGGCCGAGCAGCGAGCCGCGCUGGAGAGCGAGGUCAGUGCAGGGGACACGAGCGAGCCACGUGCGCCGCGCCUCAGGAAGCCUGCGACCGCCUGCUGGCCAGCGAGCGGGCGCUGGACGACGCGCGCCGGGAGCUGGAGGGCUCCCGCAGGAGGAGCAAGCUGCUGGCCGAGCAGCGAGCCGCGCUGGAGAGCGAGGUCAGUGCAGGGGACACGAGCGAGCCACGUGCGCCGCGACUAUGAGGAAGCCUGCGACCGCCUGCUGGCCAGCGAGCGGGCGCUGGACGACGCGCGCCGGGAGCUGGAGGGCUCCCGCAGGAGGAGCAAGCUGCUGGCCGAGCAGCGAGCCGCGCUGGAGAGCGAGGUCAGUGCAGGGGACACGAGCGAGCCACGUGCGCCGCGCCUCAGGAAGCCUGCGACCGGCUGCUGGCCAGCGAGCGGGCGCUGGACGACGCGCGCCGGGACCUGGAGGGCUCCCGCAGGAGGAGCAAGCUGCUGGCCGAGCAGCGAGCCGCGCUGGAGAGCGAGGUCAGUGCAGGGGACACGAGCGAGCCACGUGCGCCGCGACUAUGAGGAAGCCUGCGACCGCCUGCUGGCCAGCGAGCGGGCGCUGGACGACGCGCGCCGGGAGCUGGAGGGCUCCCGUAGGAGGAGUAAGCUGCUGGCCGAGCAGCGAGCCGCGCUGGAGAGCGAGAAGCUGACCCUGCAAGAGUUGCUGACCAAGUCCAAGGACGAGUGCCACCGCAUCAACGAGAUGUAUGCCUCGCGGCAGUCGGCGUUGCUGGAACAGAACGAAUCGCUUCGGGCCGAGCGUGCCGAGUUGGCCGCUCGUCUGCACGACCAGGAAGAGGUCAUGCAGCAGCUCAUCAAGGAGAAGGUCCUGCUGGAAAUGGAGCUGAAAGACACAGUGAACAAAGCCAACCAGACUCCGCUGCGGCUCGACCGCUCCAUCGACGUCAGCUACUGCGAGGACCACGCGCUCGCCGCGCUCGACAGCCUCACUGCAGACAGCCGCUUCUCGCCCGACAUAUCUUCAGUGGGGACACAGGUGGAGGUGCCGUGCGCGGACUGCGAGAAAAGGAAAGUGAUCGCACCGCACCGCAGUUUGAGGAAAUAUUUCUGGGACGCACUCAAGGUCAUGUUCCAAGUUUUCGCGGUGGUCUGCUUUGCGUGCGCGGUCUGCGUUCUGUACGCGUUCGCGCGACCGCUCGCCGCCUGCCGCGAUCCUGUACCGUGGCGAUGGCUGCAGCCGCAAGAUAUCAUGGACCUGUUUCUGAGGAUCGAGUACGUUGCCGAUGUGCCUAUGUGAGCAAUAAUAACAGUUUUGCUGUAGGAAUAAGGUCCUUUUCAGCAUCAACAUCAUUUCUACAGUCCACUGCAGGACAUAGGAAAUUUGCCUUGUGUUAAUGCACGGGGAGUUCUUUUACAGACGGCAAAUUAUGUGCACCAUAUUAGUCCUUUUUAGCAAAUUGUUUUUCGACCUAGAGACGAAGCAAUAAAGUUAAAAUGUGACUAUAUUCAACAAUUUUAUAAAGGGAUGCUGAUAUUAUUCUGAUGAGGACCUUAUCCUAGUACUAUUCUCAAGAUUUAAACCAGAAAUAGAUAAACUGUGUCGUCACGUACACGUGCGCGUAUACGUAACCUUACGUUAUUAUAUUACAGUACAUUUGACCAAUAGCUCAAGCCAAUUUGGGCCUUAUCGAGUUUGCAAUAGAGGCCGAAAUAGUGGCCGCAAUAACAAUUAACAGCUGCAAUCUUGCUCAAUGUAGCUACUAGGAGUUUGCAGCAUAUCUGUAGAGCAUUUAAACCGCCUAGUGUAAAAGUGGUGAAAUAAUUAUGUUCUCCAAAAUAGAUAACGAUUCCCGAGAGCGCUGGCUGCAGCUUUAUUUGAAAAGUCAAAUUCAAAACUUGAUUAAGACUUUAAAUCAUUAAUACAUAAGUGUUCGCUUUGAAUACAGCCUACUCUGUGCAAUACAUUUUUGUUGUUUUGCUCUGAAUGACAGAUCACAUUCUAUUAUUGGACGCUAAAAUAGUUGUAAAAAACUACUAAAAAUAUACUGAAGAAUCUUGGUUUGAGAGUUAACCAUUGAUGUUAAUUGGCGUCACAAAUUAGAACUAAUUUUUGUUUGCAAUAUUUGUUCACCCAUGGAAAAUACGCUAAUUCAGUGCCUGAUCUGCCAAUGUAAAUAAGAUUUUAAUUAGAUAACCUAAAUUUAGUAAAAUGCAUUUAAAAUAAUAUACGUUUUUUCGGUGUUGUGAUUGUAAGGUUACGAUUAGAUGCGUGACUGACUGCUUGACAGUUAGUUGUAUAACAUCGUUUUGAAAAUUUUCAAUCAAAAUUUUUCGAUGGGCCUUCGAUGGAACAGCAUGUUAAAAUAAUUAGACCUAAGUAACAUUCAAAAUUAGUGAUCCACCAUAAACACAAACCAAAUAACUUUGAUGGUGUUGAUGCACUUUUAGAUAUUAUCUCGAAUAUUUUAAUAACACACAGUUUAUUUAAUGUUAAGCUGUUUUUAUUAACGUUCCGUAAAUGGCUGAUUAAGGAUUUUCGUUUUGCGCACUUUCCAUGACGUCAAUAACUUACGUUCAUAAAAACACAUGCUAGUCUGAAGAGCUUUCUAUCUGUUCGAAAGAAAUAAAUGUAUCAAUUAAAUCGCUGCAACUAAUUUAUAAAAGUGCAAAUUUUUAAUUUUUUCAAGUAUGUUUUAUACAGUCUUGUCUAUUUUACCGCAUCAUAAAUAAAUAAUAAUCUCAAAUCUGCCAAUUGAAUUUCAGCAUUUACUUUAUUGUUUUUAUUAUUACUUAUUUUUUAAUUUCAUAUUUUAUACUUUCUCUUGUAUAUUUUAAGUAGAUUAGUUUGAUCCAGUUUAACGGAUCUGUAGAUUUUAACGGCGUUUCUCCGAAUUUUUAUUAAUUUCAGCUUAAUUCUCAUUUUGAUUGUCAUUAAUACUAAUUAAAGAUCUAAAUUAAUCGAUGGCUUUUGCAAUUAUUACUUCCAUUUCUGUGAUAACCCAGUGCCAGUGUAUUAGAUAUAGGACUUAGCAGUUUACUUGACCUAAGAUUAUAAAAUGUCGGAGCUUCAUAAUUUUGAUAAGCUAACUUUGUGUCAAUUCGAACAAUUUCCAAAAAAGUGUUGUGAUAAAGUGAUUUUGUUAUUUAUUCAAAGUUGGUGACAAACAAAUUUUAUCAAAACGACCAAAAAUUAUAAAUGAAUUUAUGAUGUAUGUUGAUAGUAAGUUUUGUAUUUUAUAAUGGUUUUGCACAUCUUUAAACAUUGACUAGGCGUAUCUAAUGCUGUCCUGUCUGUCUACUACUAUGUCUAAGUCAAGACCUAUUGCCAUCAGUCAAACGUCAAAGACUUUUCAAGAGACAUAAAACAAAUAAAUGAGUACCUAAAUCUUGUGCUUACCUUGCCCUGAAGAAAUCGAUUAUCUAAGUAAGAGAAUCAAUGUUUGCAGAUGUGCCAACCCUAAUUUUAAUUAAAAUGUCAAGGAUAAGGAAAACGGUGUUACCUUACCGCCCAGUUCCUUGCUAGUGUAGCUAACUAACGUGACAUUUAUCAAUGCAUUUAUUUGUUAGAUAGGUUAAAAAUUUUACGUAUCGAAUAAUAAGUUUGCAAUGUUAGGUUUAGUUUAUUAUGUCUCUCAUAUUUGUAUGAGCCCGAUUUGAGACUUCACAUCUAAGACUAAAAGUCGACAAGUCUAACUUCUUUUGUUAUUAGUCCCGAUUCAUACUGGCGUGUGCGUUUUACAAGCGUAUAAACGCCGCGUGCACGCGUCGCGUUUGUUAGUUAUAACUGAAACAGAAUGAGGUUUAUACUUUUUAAUGACUUAAGUAUAUUGAUGUGCAGUUGAGGACAUAACUAGUCCCAUAAUCGGUAUAAAAUACCAGGUCCUGUUAGAUUUACAGACUUUUAGUUUGAGAAAGUGAAUCCAUUAUCGGCACCUAAGAGAUUAAAGAUAUUUGUUCGUGUUUGUUAAGUAUGUUUUUAUUAUAUAGCAUGUUUAUUAAUCGCACUCCCUUCAAAAUUAUUAUGUGAAAUACAGCACUACUUUUUAAUUAUUUUCAUUAGAAUGUUAAUUGCGAGUGCGGUAAGAAAUAGUAAGAAUGUAACAAAAUAACAAUAAAAUAAAUAAAUAUUUAA